AACAGUGCUACAUUAUAAAAACGUUGCUGCUUGCUGUCACACUGCUGCCUUCCUGUCGUCAUUUACAAAAACAGCACUGACUUUGGAUCUUUAACAUUCCACCAUGUGUAAAGGACUUGCAACACUUCCGGCAACAUGCCUGAAAAGUGCCAAAGACAUCAAGCACAAAAUAAGUUUCUUGCUCCAGAAGCCCGAACAUCAAGCAGCGGAUCAGAAGCAGAUGAAAGAGAAGACUGCUGCAGCUGCUGCAAAGAGUGUGCCAACUGCAGCUGAGGUGGAGAAAUGGAAGGAGUCUUUCAGCCACGUGAUGAACAGUGAGACGGGUCGUAAAGUCUUCACCACCUUCCUGAAGUCAGAAUUCAGCAAGGAGAACAUGGACUUCUGGCUUGCCUGCGAGGAUUACAAGAAGAGCACAACUUCCAAGUUGGCAACCAGAGCCAAGCUGAUCUACCAGCAAUAUGUUGAGGCAGAUUCUCCUAAUGAGGUAAACCUAGACGCAGUCACCAGAGAAGUAACGAUGCAGAACAUCGAGAGCGCCGUCCCGUCUUGUUUCGACGAGGCUCAGAAGAUGAUCUACACGUUGAUGGCGAAAGACUCCUACAGGCGCUUCCUCAACUCCAAACUGAUCCAGGAUCUGUCUAACAUACGCUCCAGAACUGUUAAGGACAAAAAGGAGAAUAAUAACUGUCAAUGUGCCAAGAACAGGCAGGCGUUAGCCAGCGGCGCCUAAACAGGAAGAGAAGAAGGGAGGGGUAGAAGAAAGUGCCAAAGACUGAAAAUGUAUAAGAAGGCAGAAAAUGAUAAAGAUCAGGUUGUUUUGUGGAGAGUGUUUAUAGUUUAGAAAUUCAGAAGGUUACAAAGUGAAUUGAAGGUUACUGUGAGAUGUGAUUUGGGUUUUUUUUUUUAAUUUUUUUUUUUAUAAUUUUACUUCUGCUUCCUGAGGACUCACAGCACAGUGCAAUGCAGUUUCCCCCCCCCUGUAUUACAUUUAGAAAACGUUUGAUGUUUAAGUGUCUCAAUGGUUAAUAGUUACAGAUCAAAUAUUUGAUAGUUCAAUGUACAAUACAAAUACACCGGAUGUGUAAAUGUUUGCAUUGUGAAGCUUAGCUUUUGCUUCUGUUUUCACUGCAAAUCAUAACCUGCUCUCCAGGUCACGGCCAGGUUAUAUUGAUACUCACAACAGUAACUAACCCAAAACUACCUCCAUCCAACAGACACACCCUCAAACAACAUUGUGCAUUUUUUUUCAGUGGAAAAGCACAGUUUGUUACAGUAUCUGGUAAUUACAAUGUAGACUGCCUAUAUAUCUUUAAAGUCGUUUAUCAAGUUCUUUUUAAGACUCACCAAACUUACAAAAUGAGCCAUUAUCUAGGCCUAUUUAUCUGCUGUGCAAUUAGUCAGUAGCUGCAAACUAUGUAGUGUAUUUAUACUUAUAAACAGUAUGGUCAUUUACCAUCAUAUUGGAUAUUUCUUAACCACUACCUUCACAUUUGUUAAAAAUGUUAUGCUAAUUUUCCAGUGAUUACUUAUGUGAUAUAUGUUUGCACAGUAUCUCAAAGCUUUGUCAUGGCAACAACUGGCCCUGCUCUCUGCAGACACACUGACACAAUCUCCACACUGUGCAAAUGUUGGUUCUGUGCAUUUUGUAAGUGGGAAUUUUAAGCAUGCUUUAAUAUUACAGUAUUGACUUCCUGUUGCAUGCCAUAGUGUUGCCAACCGUUAGGAAAAACAGUGAAAUUGUGACUCUGAUCGUGAUUGAUUUGA
This is a messenger RNA of Scomber scombrus (Atlantic mackerel), 1764 nucleotides long. It is a transcript of the gene rgs4, whose product is annotated as regulator of G protein signaling 4. NCBI's taxonomy places the organism in Eukaryota, Metazoa, Chordata, Actinopteri, Scombriformes, Scombridae. The record is from RefSeq and is a predicted model, not a curated record. The coding region runs from base 104 to 730 and encodes 208 amino acids. The transcript has 5 exons.